This is a messenger RNA of Ilex paraguariensis (yerba mate), 2028 nucleotides long. The record is from the annotation of a GenBank genome assembly. Lineage: Eukaryota; Viridiplantae; Streptophyta; Magnoliopsida; Aquifoliales; Aquifoliaceae.
AUGCAGAGGAAAGAGAAACAACGAAAGUUCCAUGAGGCCCUCGUUAGCAUUCUUUAUCCUCCACCACCAUCACCCCCUCAUCAAGAAGAAGAUGACGAAGAACAACCAAAUACAUCGAGGGACGGUUUAAAUUUGGAUCGUAUCCCAGAUGAAUUGGAAGAGGAGAAGUGCUCAUCGCCAUCAAGUGAUAAUGAGGGUGGAUUUGGGCUUCAGAAGCUAACAAGGGCUCAGAGGAAGAGGCUUCGCAAGAAGAAGCUCAAGGAAGCCGACUCUUGUCGAAAAAAAAGGAAAAUUAUCGGACCAUUGUUACCUACAUCGAGCGAUGGCGGUGAUGGCGUAUGUUGUGCGGUUGUAAAAAAUGAACCUCAAGCUGUUCGACAAAAUGCGGAGCAGGAACUGGAUACGAGAAUUGACAAGCCAGGUGAGGCAGCUGCUUGUGCUAACGAGAACAAGCUAAAGCAGAGGAGAAUGACUAAGAAGCUAGCGAAAGAAAGGUUGAAGUUGUCAGUUGUGGAGAAGAACCAUCAAGCUGAUUAUCAGGACAUUGAUACAGCCGAAGUUGCUGCCGCCAAGAAUUGCGUCGCAUCACUUUCUAAUGUUGUGCAACCACCGCCACCAGUUGCAGCCAUGGCGGAGCUCAAACUCUCAGAGAUGCGGGACCUAACUAGAAUAGAACGCAUCGGUGCACAUUCCCACAUCCGCGGCCUUGGUCUUGACUCUACCCUCGAACCCCGCUCCGUCUCCGAAGGCAUGGUGGGCCAGACCUCCGCCCGGAAGGCAGCCGGCGUCAUCGUCCAAAUGAUCAAAGAAGGUAAAAUCGCCGGCCGAGCCAUCCUACUAGCUGGCCAGCCCGGCACCGGCAAGACCGCUAUUGCCAUGGGCAUGGCCAAAUCCCUAGGGCAAGAAACCCCAUUCGCAAUGCUCGCGGGGAGCGAACUCUUCUCUCUGGAAAUGUCGAAAACCGAAGCCCUAAUGCAGGCUUUUCGUAAAGCAAUUGGAGUUCGAAUCAAAGAAGAGAACGAAGUGAUCGAAGGGGAAGUUGUUGAAAUCCAAAUUGAUCGUCCUGCUGUGGCUGGUGCAGCUUCAAAGACCGGGAGAUUGAAUUUGAAGACGACGGAGAUGGAGACGGUGUACGAUUUGGGGGCGAAGAUGAUUGAGGCAUUGGGGAAACAAAAAGUUCAGAGUGGGGAUGUGAUUGCCAUUGAUAAGGCCUCCGGGAAAAUCACGAAGCUUGGGAGGUCGUUUUCGCGAUCAAGGGAUUAUGAUGCAAUGGGGCCACAGACAAAGUUUGUUCAGUGUCCUGACGGGGAGUUGCAGAAGCGGAAAGAGGUCGUGCAUUUCGUUACGCUUCAUGAGAUUGAUGUUAUCAACAGCAGAACGCAGGGAUUUCUGGCUCUCUUCACUGGUGAUACUGGUGAAAUCCGAGCUGAAGUUAGGGAACAAAUUGACACAAAGGUUGCAGAGUGGAGGGAGGAAGGGAAAGCAGAGAUUGUGCCAGGCGUCCUCUUCAUUGAUGAAGUCCACAUGCUUGAUAUCGAGUGUUUUUCAUUUCUAAACCGUGCUUUAGAAAAUGAUAUGGCACCAAUACUAGUUGUUGCUACCAACAGAGGGAUCACUACAAUCAGAGGCACAAACUACAAAUCUCCUCAUGGCAUUCCAAUUGAUUUUCUUGAUCGCUUGCUCAUAAUAUCUACACAGCCAUACACAGAAGAAGAUAUUCGUAGAAUUCUUGACAUUAGAUGCCAAGAGGAAGAUGUGCAAAUGUCUGAAGAUGCAAAGAUUUUAUUAACAAGAAUCGGAGUAGACACAUCCCUGAGAUAUGCCAUCCACCUCAUCACAUCUGCUGCACUGGCUUGCCAGAAGAGGAAGGGGAAGCUUGUGGAAAUGGAGGACAUUAGUCAUGUUUACGAGUUGUUUUGGGAUGUGAAGAGAUCAACACAGUACUUGAUGGAAUAUCAGGGCCAGUACAUGUUCAAUGAAGUGCCAACAGGAGAGGGGGAUUAUCACACCAAUGCCAUGAUUUCAUGA